Molecule: messenger RNA, 573 nt
Organism: Cebus imitator (Panamanian white-faced capuchin)
Lineage: Eukaryota; Metazoa; Chordata; Mammalia; Primates; Cebidae
Product: putative NAD(+)--arginine ADP-ribosyltransferase Mav
Exons: 1
Coding region: 20-550 (176 amino acids)
Source: RefSeq, a predicted model, not a curated record
UCCAGGGGCGAGGCCGGAGAUGCUGCGCCGAACCGGAGCUGGCAAAGGGAGCGAAGAGGGACAGGGACGCUCAGGCGUGCAGUCACCGAUACCCAAAGCAGCUGUGUCUGGGCAGGGCAAGGAGGAGCCUGAAUGCCUCUGCUGGGGACCUUGGGGGGCACUGGGACAAGGCCCGGAGCAGAAGGCCAGGUGGGCUGCGACUGAAGGUGCGCUGGCCGGUCACGAGCGGAACCCAUGGAGAGUGGGGCCGCCCCUGCCCCGCCUUCCCCCAACCCCCCCGGCGAUUUGCUGUCCACGCGUCCCUCCGGCGCGCGAGUCUGGGAAUGCCGGGCUGGGGCUGGUUGACUCGUCCGGGCGUUCCCGUUCUCGGGGAGGUAAUUUGCACCCUGAAUCACCUACUGAGAGCCCUUCCAACUGGAUUGCAGACCCGCCCGCUCCGGGCCCACCUUCUCCCUCACCAGGGCCUUUCCGGGCGCAGCCCGGCCCGGCCUGGAAAAACUCCGAGCGGGAUUCCCAGCGCAGGGACGACCACCGGAGCGCAGCGUCUUAGGCUAGAUAAGAAGGGGACCGGGC